Conger conger (European conger) is the source of this 1466-nucleotide messenger RNA. RefSeq names its product 2,4-dienoyl-CoA reductase [(3E)-enoyl-CoA-producing], mitochondrial-like. Gene Ontology annotation, cellular component: mitochondrion. The record is from RefSeq and is a predicted model, not a curated record. The transcript has 9 exons. Gene Ontology annotation, molecular function: 2,4-dienoyl-CoA reductase (NADPH) activity. Gene Ontology annotation, biological process: fatty acid beta-oxidation. Bases 29 to 1102 code for a protein of 357 amino acids. NCBI's taxonomy places the organism in Eukaryota, Metazoa, Chordata, Actinopteri, Anguilliformes, Congridae.
GGUUUCAGCAUUUAAACGUGCUCUAAGCAUGCCAAUAACCUAUCUACAUAGACAGUUUAUUAGCUGUGGACCAAAGGUUUUGUUUCAAAGCAACCUUCCUCAAGCCAGAUUUUUCCCUCCGAAUGAAGGGGUGAUGUUGCCCCCCGGUUUGUUCAAAAACAAAGUUGCCUUCAUAACCGGAGGUGGCACGGGUCUGGGGAAGGGAAUGACCACCACACUCUCUACACUGGGUGCCAAAUGUUUCAUUGCAAGCAGAAAGUUGGAUGUUUUAAAACAGACUGCCAAGGAGAUAUCAAACCAAACAGGAAAUGAGGUUUAUGCUGUGCAGUGUGACGUGAGGGACCCUUCAUCAGUGAAGGCAUGCGUCGAUGAGCUCAUCAAUGUUGCAGGCCUGCCUGAUGUUGUGAUCAACAAUGCAGCUGGGAACUUCAUCUCACCCUCCGAGAAGCUGUCAGCCAAUGCCUUGAAGACCAUAACUGACAUUGUUCUCAACGGUACUGCCUAUGUAACUCUGGAGGUCGGGAAGCGGUUGAUCAAAGCUGAGAAAGGUGCAGCAUUCUUGGUCAUAACUACGACCUAUGCAAAAAGCGGAUCUGGAUAUGUAAUACCCAGCGCCUCAGCUAAAGCGGGAGUCGAGGCACUGUGCAAGUCCCUAGCAGCUGAGUGGGGGAGGUAUGGCAUGCGAUUCAACAUCAUUCAGCCAGGCCCAAUAAAGACUAAGGGAGCCCUCAGUCGCCUGGACCCAAUGGGCACGUUUGAGAAGUCGUUGAUCAGCCGAAUACCGACGGGUCGCCUUGGCACUCCUGGGGAAAUAGCCAAUCUGGCGGCCUACCUCUGUAGUGACUAUGCUUCCUGGGUGUCAGGAGCGGUCAUUAGAAUGGAUGGGGGGGAGUACAUCUCAAUCGCCGGCCAGUUAAACUACCUGCAAAAGGUAAUGACCCAGUUUGAAAUGACCACCCUUAUUGUGUACUGUUUCUUAUUUCUUAAUGUUGUAUGUCCCUUCUGUGCAGGUCACAAACGAGCAGUGGUCUAUGAUGGAAGCGAUGAUCAGGAAGACCAAGGGAUCCUAAUAUCUGCCACAGACAUUUGGAUGACUGAAUGAUCUGUUCUGUACCUAAGUUGGCACAUCGGGAGCAUUUUUGGAAUAGUUUUUUGGAAUAGAUUUCUGUUGGGAUGUCGGUUGAGCAAAAUCUAAGAGUUGCAUUAGUAACUACAUGUAUUUCUGCUACUGUGCUCUGAUAUGUUAUUUUUCUGUAGCUUUUAGAUUUAAUGAUUUUUUUCAAAUACUCUGGGCUAUUCACUUUCUGUCAAUUAUAUUCAGACAUACUGUGGGAAAGAUUUUACCUCAAGUCUUUUCUUGUCUGGCCCGAACAUCUGCGAGAUGUUUAAUUUAAUUGAGUGGUUUUAUUCUGAACAUGUAUACGGUGAAUGCAGCUUCUCUGUUGUUGCAUCUUGGUUUUCCAAUA